Molecule: messenger RNA, 1418 nt
Organism: Phasianus colchicus (ring-necked pheasant)
Lineage: Eukaryota; Metazoa; Chordata; Aves; Galliformes; Phasianidae
Gene: RNASEH1
Product: ribonuclease H1
Biological process (GO): DNA replication, removal of RNA primer
Molecular function (GO): magnesium ion binding; nucleic acid binding; RNA-DNA hybrid ribonuclease activity
Source: RefSeq, a predicted model, not a curated record
UGCGCAGAACAGGGGCGCGGGUGCAGCCGUUACGGCGCGUGUGCGGCCGGCUGCGACGCCUGCGCAGUGCCGAACGGCGGCGGGUGUGCAGCCUGCCCGGGGCAGGGGCCGCGGGGCGGGGAGGGGGCGCGGAUGGCGGCGGGGCUGCGCUAUGUUGCGGUGGCUCGUCGCGUUCCUCAGCCACUCCUGUUUUGUCUCCAAGGGCGGCGGCAUGUUCUACGCGGUGCGCAAGGGCCGGCAGACGGGUGUCUACCGCACCUGGGCGGAGUGCCAGCAGCAGGUGAACAGGUUCCCUUCCGCCAGCUUCAAGAAGUUCGCCACCGAGAAGGAAGCCUGGGCCUUCGUGGGCGCCGGGCCUCCGGGUGGGCAGCAGUCCGUGCCCGCAGAAGAGACAAGUGGUGCUUCAAGUGUAACGCAGGAAAAUGCUAGCCAGAGAGAGGAGCUGGAGGCAGAUGUCUUGUGCUGCAAUGCAUGCAAAAGGCCAUAUGAACAGUCUACAAAUGAAGAACAUACUGUAAAGCGUGCAAAACACGAUGAAGGGCACUCGACACCAAUAGUUGGUGAAGAUAAGUUUUCAUAUAUGGGUGAAUUUGCAGUUGUUUAUACAGAUGGCUGUUGCUCAGGUAAUGGACGUAACAGGGCACGUGCUGGAAUAGGUGUCUACUGGGGACCAGGCCACCCCUUAAAUAUCAGUGAAAGACUUCCUGGACGGCAAACUAAUCAAAGAGCUGAAAUACACGCAGCCUGCAAAGCAAUUGAGCAAGCGAAGAGUCAAAAUAUCAAGAAAUUAAUUAUCUACACUGACAGCAAGUUCACUAUUAAUGGCAUUACGAGCUGGGUUGAAAACUGGAAAACAAAUGGCUGGAGAACAAGUUCAGGAGGAAGCGUGAUAAAUAAAGAAGAUUUUCAAAAACUUGAUAGUCUAUCAAAAGGCAUAGAAAUUCAGUGGAUGCAUAUUCCUGGUCAUGCUGGUUUCCAAGGAAAUGAGGAAGCUGACAGACUAGCAAGAGAAGGCGCUAGUAAACAAAAGUUGUGACAUACUGGGACCAGAGACUGUUGCAAUUGGAGGAAAAGGACUAAUGUAGCAGUGACAGUUUGAACUGCUGUUGCUUCAGAAUUGAACUUUGAUCUGUGCUUAUUUCUAGCUCAAAGUGCUAAAUGUAUAACCAACUUUGGGGAGAAAAAAAUGCGUUUUCAUCUAUGCUGUUUGUUUUACAAUCAGGUCAAUAUUUAGUUGAUGAUAAACUGCUUUUUUCCUUCAUUUUACUGAAGUGCUGCUGUCAGUGUUUUUGAGCGGUCUUAUAGACUUUUGAAUUCACCGUAAAAACAGACUUCAGAAGAAAUGAUACUAAAUCUUUAUCCUGUGUGUUCUUUUAUUUCCUUCUUAUGAAAUAAAUUAUUAUUUCUUUUGUACAGAA